ACAUCGGUGUUUCACCUGAAACGGGUUCUGUGUAUUCUGGUCCGUGUUUGUGUCUCUGAUGAGGAGAAGCAGCUGGAUAACGAGGAACUCGAUGUCAUCGGUGAUGUGAAGAUGUUUACGUAGAGAAUUAAAGUUACGUGAAUAGUUUGUAGUCUCAGUUCUGAAAAUGAAAGCAAUAAUACAGUAAAGGUCAGUUUAAAAUCAAAAUGAACUUUUAUUCUUUCAUUAAUGUGGUUGCCCCCCCCCGGCGAUGCUGUCCAUGUGCUUGAACUGUUAAUGCAUGAGGACCGGUUCUGUCUGACUUCCUCCGACCAAAUGAAGUCAGUUCCGUCUCCAUUAUUUUUGCCACGCAGACGCCGCCAUGUUGGAGCCAGACGUCAGUGAUUCCGAGUCGGUCUGAGUCGUCGUUUCUAUGACAACCACUCACCAAUCAGCGGGCCUUGCCCAGCUGGAGAUCCUGUGUAAGCAGCUGUACGAGACCACCGACACCGCCGUCCGACACCAGGCCGAGAAAGCCCUGGUGGAGUUCACCAACAGCCCCGACUGUCUGAGCAAAUGUCAGCUGCUGCUGGAGAGAGGCAGCUCUUCAUACUCCCAGCUGCUCGCCGCUACCUGUUUAUCUAAGCUGGUGUCCCGGACCAGCAACCCCCUCCCUCUGGAGCAGCGCAUCGACAUUCGGAACUAUGUGCUCAACUAUCUGGCCACGCGGCCAAAGCUGGCGGCAUUUGUGACGCAGGCGCUGAUCCAGUUAUACGCCCGGAUCACCAAGCUCGGCUGGUUCGACUGUCAGAAGGAUGAGUACGUCUUCAGGAACGUCAUCGCCGACGUCACGCGCUUCCUCCAGGACAGCGUGGAGCACUGCAUCAUCGGCGUCACCAUUCUGUCCCAGCUCACAAAUGAGAUCAACCAGGCCGACACGACGCACCCGCUGACCAAACAUAGGAAGAUAGCGUCGUCCUUCAGAGACUCCUCCCUCUUUGACAUCUUCACGCUGUCAUGUAACCUCCUCAAACAGGCGUCGGGGAAGAACCUGAACCUGAACGACGAGUCGCAGCACGGCCUGCUGAUGCAGCUCCUCAAACUCAGCUACAAUUGCCUCAACUUCGACUUCAUAGGAACUUCCACAGACGAGUCGUCAGACGACCUCUGCACCGUACAGAUCCCCACGUCAUGGAGAUCAGCGUUUCUCGAUUCCUCCACACUGCAGCUGUUUUUCAAUUUGUAUCAUUCCAUCCCGCCGUCCCUUUCCCCGUUGGUGUUGUCGUGUUUAGUCCAAAUCGCCUCUGUCCGGAGGUCCCUCUUCAACAACGCUGAGCGAGCAAAGUUCCUGUCUCACCUGGUGGACGGCGUGAAGAGGAUUCUGGCCAACCCUCAGUGUCUGCCCGAUCCAAACAACUACCACGAGUUCUGCCGGCUGCUGGCCCGGCUGAAGAGCAACUACCAGCUGGGGGAGCUGGUCAAAGUGGAGAACUACCCGGAGGUGAUCCGCCUCAUCGCCAACUUCACCGUCACCAGCCUGCAGCACUGGGAGUUCGCCCCCAACAGCGUCCACUACCUGCUGAGCCUCUGGCAGCGCCUGGCAGCGUCGGUCCCUUACGUCAAAGCCACCGAGCCCCACCUGCUGGAGACCUACACCCCCGAGGUCACCAAGGCGUAUAUCACAUCACGCCUCGAGUCGGUCCACGUCAUCCUCAGAGACGGGUUAGAAGAUCCUCUGGACGACGCCGGUCUGGUGCAGCAGCAGCUGGACCAGCUGUCCACCAUCGGCCGCUGCGAGUACGAGAAGACGUGCGCGCUGCUGGUGCAGCUGUUCGACCAGGCGGCGCAGACCUACCAGGAGCUGCUGCAGUCCACCAACUCCAGCGCCGUGGACGUCACGGUGCAGGAGGGUCGGUUAACAUGGCUGGUGUACAUCAUCGGGGCGGUGAUCGGAGGACGAGUGUCCUUCGCCAGUACAGACGAGCAGGACGCCAUGGACGGAGAGCUGGUGUGUCGGGUGCUCCAGCUGAUGAACCUGACGGACUCUCGGCUCGCUCAGGCUGGGAACGAGAGGCUGGAACUGGCCAUGCUCAGCUUCUUUGAGCAGUUCAGGAAAAUCUACAUCGGAGAUCAGGUUCAGAAAUCAUCCAAGCUCUACCGGCGGUUAUCAGAAGUUCUGGGUUUGAACGACGAGACGAUGGUACUCAGUGUCUUUAUAGGGAAAAUCAUCACAAACUUGAAGUACUGGGGUCAGUGUGAGCCCAUCACCUCCAAGACGCUGCAGCUGCUGAACGACCUCUCCCUGGGGUACAGCAGCGUGAGGAAGCUGGUGAAGCUCAGCGCCGUCCAGUUCAUGCUCAACAACCACACAAGCGAACACUUCUCCUUCCUCGGGGUCAACAAUCAGUCCAACCUGAGCGACAUGAGGUGCCGGACCACCUUCUACACGGCUCUGGGGCGCCUCCUCAUGGUGGACCUGGGAGAGGACGAGGAUCAGUUUGAACAGUUCAUGCUUCCCCUCACCGCUGCGUUUGAAGCCGUCGCUCAGAUGCUGAGCACCAACACGUUCAACGAGCAGGAAGCCAAGAGGACACUGGUGGGUUUGGUGCGAGACCUGCGAGGAAUCGCCUUCGCCUUCAACGCUAAGACCAGCUUCAUGAUGCUCUUCGACUGGAUGUAUCCGGCCUACAUGCCCAUCCUGCAGCGAGCCAUCGAGCUCUGGUACCACGACCCGGCCUGCACCACUCCUGUCCUCAAGCUCAUGGCCGAGCUGGUGCACAACAGAUCCCAGAGGCUCCAGUUUGACGUUUCCUCGCCAAACGGCAUCCUGCUCUUCAGAGAAACCAGCAAGAUGAUCACUACCUAUGGGAACCGUAUCCUGACGUUGGGGGAGGUCCCGAAGGACCAGGUGUACGGCGUGAAGCUGAAGGGCGUGAGCGUGUGCUUCACCAUGCUGAAGGCCGUGCUCAGCGGGAACUACGUCAACUUCGGGGUGUUCCGCCUGUACGGCGAUGACGCUCUGGACAACGCCCUGCAGACCUUCAUCAAGCUGCUGCUGUCCAUCCCUCACAGCGACCUGCUGGACUAUCCCAAGCUGAGCCAGUCCUUCUACUCGCUGCUGGAGGUGCUGACUCAGGACCACAUGAACUUCAUCGCCAGCCUGGAGCCGCACGUGGUCAUGUACAUCCUGUCGUCCAUCUCUGAGGGCCUGACGGCGCUGGACACCAUGGUGUGCACCGGCUGCUGCUCCAGUCUGGACCACAUCGUCACCUACCUGUUCAAGCAGCUGUCGCGCUCCACCAAGAAGAGGCCCGCCGCCAUGGCGACGGACGACCGCUUCCUCCACAUCAUGCAGCAGCACCCGGAGAUGAUCCAGCAGAUGCUGUCCACGGUCCUCAACAUCAUCAUCUUUGAGGACUGCAGGAACCAGUGGUCCAUGUCGAGACCUCUGCUCGGCCUCAUCCUCCUGAACGAGAAGUAUUUCGCUGACCUGAGGAACAGCAUCGUGAACAGCCAGCCUCCGGAGAAGCAGCAGGCCAUGCACUUAUGUUUCGAGAACCUGAUGGAGGGGAUAGAGAGGAACCUGCUGACCAAGAACCGGGACAGGUUCACCCAGAACCUGUCGGUGUUCCGGCGGGAGGUGAACGACAGCAUGAAGAACUCCACGUACGGCGUCAACAGCAACGACAUGAUGAGCUGACAUUCCUCACAGCAGACUCUCACCUGGCUGCUGGCCCCGCCCCCGUCCCCCGCCCCGUUCCUCCCCCGUCUCUGCAUUCGCCUCCCUCUCCCCUCCCCGGGCCCGGACGCCUGGGGAUCCUCCCCCGCCCCCUGACGUGCCGCCGGUUCGACUCCCCGCCCCCUUUUUGAUAGAAGCAUAUAUAAAUAUAUACAGAUGUAUUCUAAAGCCAGUCUGCGCCUGAUUGGCUCCUUCACAGAGGGGGGAGGGAGGUGGGGGCGGGGGGGUUGCAUGUCUGAGCACUCGGUCACUGAAGGGAGAGUGUUGACACGGGAAGAGCGCCGGUAACCGUAGUAACCCGCUUCUGCCUGCCUUGUAUAGAAACACAAACCAAGUGUACAUUUUUUGGUAACAUUUUGAACAAUGUUUAUAAAUCCACUUUGAACCUGGGGGGCAGAACCGCGUGAUUGAGCUUUUUACAGUAGUGAGUUAGUGCAACGUGUCUGUGUGGGGGGCAGGUGAGGGCGGGGCCAGCAGAGGGGGAGGGGGUUCUCCUGAGGGUUCUGCUGCUUUUCCUCACCAGAACUUCUGAAGUUCUGUCCGUUUAGGAUGGGAAGAUGGCGAGCAGGAGCAUCAGAACACGUCCGGCGCCGCCUUCCUGACACUAGUGGGGCGGUUCAUCACAGACUAACUUCACGGAGCAGAGAGGAGCUGAGGAGACGAAGACUUUCCAGAACCGCUCCACCAGACCCGCUCCUCCUUCAGAACCGAUCCACCUCCAGAACCGCUCCAGGAACUGUUCUGCCAAAUUCCCCCCAGAAAAGCAGCAGAACCCCUCGUGCACGCGCCUCAAGCGCAGGCCUGCCGCUGCAUUACGUGUGAUGUAGCUCCGCCCCCUCCCUGGCUCCGGCGGGCCUGCUGUUGUUUACACUCUGGGCUCGGUUCUGGGACGGCCCCCUUCAGGUCCUGCGAGUCCUUCUGGUGUGUGUGUGACAGUGAACUCCAGGGGGAGCUCCGACCGCCACGGUUUGUGUGUCUGUGUUGGUGUGUGUGCGGCUGCGUGGAGGCGGGCCUGGGGGAGCCCGCCGUGGCCGGGCGGCGUCCGCCGGCGACAGACUCGCCGUGUUUCCGCGCUCACGUUGUUCCCGUUUGUGUCCCUGACGUGAAUGUGUCGGCUCCUCGGAGCGGGUCGCUGUUCGAGUCGCUGUUCGAGUCCUCUGGAUGUCUGCUACUAUAGUGUCAGCAUUGUGACUGCAAAUAAACCUCAUUGAUUUUUUGCUCCG
Molecule: messenger RNA, 4941 nt
Organism: Oryzias melastigma (Indian medaka)
Lineage: Eukaryota; Metazoa; Chordata; Actinopteri; Beloniformes; Adrianichthyidae
Gene: xpo7
Product: exportin 7
Exons: 28
Coding region: 413-3679 (1088 amino acids)
Biological process (GO): protein export from nucleus
Cellular component (GO): nuclear pore; cytoplasm
Molecular function (GO): nuclear export signal receptor activity; small GTPase binding
Source: RefSeq, a predicted model, not a curated record